AUGAUCAAACUCUCCACCCUCCUCUCCUCCUUCUUCUACCUCCUCCCCCUCUACAUCUUCGUCCUCGCGCCUCUCCUCCGCCAAAUCUUCCCCUCCGACGCCGCAUCCUCCUCCAUCCUCGACUUCGACUCCACCGACCAUGACCCGGACGUCACGCUCGACGAAUCCGUCCUCAGCCUCGACGACGGCGUAGAAGUCACCUGUCCCCCAGAGGCCGAUCAAUAUCAGAUCCAUCUACUCGCGCGCGAUCCUUUGGUCAUUUACAUUGAGAAUUUCGUCUCAGGAGCGGAAGCAGAUGAGAUUGUUGAGAUGAGCAAAUCAAACUACACCCCCUCCAUCCUCUACAACGGCACCGCCUCAAUCGUGGACCCCUCCCGUCGUCUCUCCGACCGAUCCCUCCUCCCGCGCACCCCCACAAUCCGAUGUCUCGAGGCCCGCGCGCGCGCGUUCCAAGGCUGGCGUCCGAACCUAUACAUCGAGCGCAUGUGGGCGCAACGGUAUAACGCGUCGGGACACUAUACGCAUCAUUAUGACUGGGCUGGGAGCGUGGCGCGGGGCGGGGAUCGCGCGAGUACGUUCAUGGUGUAUCUGGGGGAUGAGUGUAGGGGAGGAGGGACGAAUUUCCCGAGACUGCGGAAGCCGAGGGAUCAGCGGUGGUGUCGGUUUAUUGAAUGCGAGACAGAUGAGGAGACAAAGCCGGAGGAGAAGGAGGAGGGAGAGGGUGGGAAUAAUGGGGUGGUAGGGCAGGGGCAACAAGGGCAAGGAAGGAGAGAAGGGAUCACGUUCAAACCUAUCAAGGGGAAUGCGAUCUUCUGGGAGAAUCUGAGGGCGGAUGGCUCCGGAUACCCGGAGACGUGGCAUGCCGCGGAGCCGGUGACGGAGGGGACGAAGUUCGGGUUGAAUAUUUGGAGUUGGUAUCAGGCGCCGAGAAGGAGGGUGUAG
This is a messenger RNA of Aspergillus melleus, 942 nucleotides long. RefSeq names its product oxidoreductase, 2OG-Fe(II) oxygenase family. Gene Ontology annotation, cellular component: endoplasmic reticulum. Gene Ontology annotation, molecular function: procollagen-proline 4-dioxygenase activity; L-ascorbic acid binding; iron ion binding. The transcript has 2 exons. The record is from RefSeq and is a predicted model, not a curated record. Gene Ontology annotation, biological process: peptidyl-proline hydroxylation to 4-hydroxy-L-proline. The coding region runs from base 1 to 942 and encodes 313 amino acids. Lineage: Eukaryota; Fungi; Ascomycota; Eurotiomycetes; Eurotiales; Aspergillaceae.